Molecule: messenger RNA, 995 nt
Organism: Osmia bicornis bicornis
Lineage: Eukaryota; Metazoa; Arthropoda; Insecta; Hymenoptera; Megachilidae
Product: phospholipase A2
Exons: 5
Coding region: 7-798 (263 amino acids)
Biological process (GO): arachidonate secretion; phospholipid metabolic process
Source: RefSeq, a predicted model, not a curated record
AUCGAAAUGUACUCUCUUUGUUGGAUAUUCUUGUUAAUCGUAGCGAUUAGCACCAUCAGUGAACAACAGCCAACCUUCUCCAGGAAUACGUUCAAAGGAUUGAACGGUGUGACAGUAUGGAGCGAUGCGGAGAACAGAGACGAAAUAAGGGCUGUUUAUUACCAUGACCAGACUGUUGCUCUGGUCGACCUUGGAACUAACAACGAGUUGCACAAUUGCAACUUGAUUGAAGUAUACGAACAAGAAGAAGCCACUGAAGUUCUAAGGAACCUAUCGUUGAUUACGGCUCCGCAGUUAGUUACAUUUCAAGAAAUGACAAAACUCAUGCAACAGUGUGAACUGUUAGAUGAAGUACGCGACGAUGCGACAUCCAGUUCGAUGAUAAAUACAAUGAGCAAAAGUAUUCAUGGAAUGGGGAGCGUCUUAUCUCUUCUUUCAGGCAUCUUACCAGGUACCAAGUGGUGUGGAACCGGAGAUAUUGCUGAAAACUAUCAUGAUUUAGGCGAAGAAGCUCAAAUUGAUAGAUGUUGUCGCAGUCAUGAUCUUUGUCCUGUUAAAGUCCGAGCUCAACAAACGCGGUACAAUAUCACCAACUAUUCCAUAUAUACCAAAUCGCAUUGCGUGUGCGACGAGGCGUUGUAUUAUUGUUUAAAAGCUGCUACGAAUCCGGCUGCCCACUUCAUGGGUCACUUAUAUUUCAAUGUAUUUAAAAUACCUUGCAUAGAGGAUGAUCCACCGGCCGAACGGACUUCCGUAGGAUUAGGAAGACGAUUUAUUCCUGUUAAAAUGAAUUAUUAGAAUGAUUCUGAUAGAUAUUAACAGAUGCAAUUUAUGUUGUAUAGCAGUAAUUUUAAUAUUUUUAUACCACAAAUGUUGUACAAGUUUUUUGUAGUAAGAAAUGGGGAAAGGAUAUUUAUUAUUUAUAAUUCUUGUUAGUAGUAUACAUAUGUAAAUACAUUAUGACAUAGUAAAGCUUACAUGACAUUUCCAUUCAA